This is a messenger RNA of Zea mays, 2504 nucleotides long. RefSeq names its product NAD(P)-binding Rossmann-fold superfamily protein. The coding region runs from base 224 to 2020 and encodes 598 amino acids. Lineage: Eukaryota; Viridiplantae; Streptophyta; Magnoliopsida; Poales; Poaceae. The transcript is spliced from 16 exons. The record is from RefSeq and is a predicted model, not a curated record.
CGUGGGCCACGUGCACGCAGCAGACCGCAGGAAUUUGUGUGGUCCGCGCCUCACUUCCACGACGCUCCAGCGGCAUCCGCCACUUCGUCGUCGUCGUCGCACGGAUUGGCAUUGGCUGCCCCCCGGCCCUGUUCCUCGUCCUCCUCAUCAAUUCCCGUCUCUCAGUCCUCCCAAUAAUGGUGGCGUGGUGAGAAAUCCUUCCGUCCGGCCGUCGUCUUAGAAGAUGAACUGUUCCUCUUGCUGCGCCGCUGCCACUCCAUCUUCUCCGGCGCUUCUCGCCAGGCCGCGGGGGGGUUUAGCUGCUAGCUGCUCCACGACGACAGCAAAUCAGAAGGUGCUUUUCCUGGGCUCAAAACAGUUUCCACGGAUCACGUAUAGCCGUGCGUCGUCACGGUUGUCGCGGAGAGAGGUAAUAGCUUUUGCCGGGCAACAACCUUGGGACAUCGGCAGAUUUGUCAAGACGCUGUAUUUCUUCAACGGGCCUCCAAACCUUCUCAAGAUUGUAGAAUCUAUCAUCAGCAGUUUCACUGGACCUGCUUCUAGUGAAGUGCCAAAGAAAAUGGAAACGUCGGAUGUGGUGCUGGUUACUGGAGCCACCGGUGGUGUUGGGCGACGGGUGGUGGACGUCCUGCAGAAGAAGGGAGUACCUGUUCGAGUAUUGGCUAGAAAUGUAGACAAGGCAAGGAGCAUGUUGGGGCCGGAUGUACCUCUGAUCAUAGGAGAUGUUACGAAGGAAGAUACACUUGAUCCUAAGCUAUUCAAAGGGAUAAAAAAAGUAGUCAAUGCAGUCUCUGUCAUAGUGGGGCCAAAGGAAGGUGAUACGCCAGACAGGCAGAAGUACAAACAAGGCAUCAAAUUUUUCGAACCUGAGAUCAAGGGACCUUCACCUGAAAUGGUUGAGUACAUCGGAAUGCAAAACUUGAUUAAUGCCAUAAAGAGUAGUGUUGGACUGAGUGAAGGGAAACUGCUAUUUGGUUUCAAAGCUAGCACAAUAAUCUCAUUUUUAGGCAACUUAUCUGGAGAGAUUGUGUGGGGAGCUCUUGAUGACGUUGUGAUGGGUGGUGUUAGUGAAAGUACAUUCCAAAUCUUGCCAACAGGAAGUGAAAGUAGUGGACCAACUGGGUUGUUCAAAGGGACUGUAUCUACUUCAAAUAAUGGUGGGUUUACUAGUAUAAGGACAAAGAAUUUUACUGUGCCAGAGGACCUGUCAGCAUAUGAUGGUAUUGAGUUACGAGUUAAUGGUGAUGGGCGACGGUAUAAACUCAUUAUACGGACUAGCUAUGAAUGGGAUACUGUUGGCUAUACAGCAAGUUUUAACACAACUAAGGGGGGAUGGCAAAGUGUUAAAGUACCUUUCUCUUCUCUGAAACCUGUAUUCCGUGCUCGUACUGUGACUGAUGCUCCACCCUUCGAUGCAAGCAACAUUACUUCACUACAACUCAUGUUUAGCAAAUUUGAAUACGAUGGAAUACUCAACCCAACAUUUACUGAAGGUCCGUUUGAGCUUCCUUUUUCGAGUAUUAGAGCAUACAUCAAUGAGCCGAUCACUCCAAGGUUCGUUCAUGUGAGUUCUGCGGGAGUUACAAGACCUGAAAGACCGGGGUUAGAUUUAAGCAAGCAGCCACCUGCUGUUCGAUUGAACAAAGAGCUUGGCUCCAUUUUAACUUUUAAGUUGAAGGGAGAGGAUUUAAUUCGGGAAAGCGGUAUUCCGUACACUAUUGUAAGGCCAUGUGCAUUAACUGAGGAACCAGCUGGAGCCGAUCUCAUGUUUGACCAGGGGGACAACAUCACAGGAAAGAUAUCAAGGGAAGAAGUUGCCCGUAUUUGUGUAGCAGCUCUGGCAAGCCCAGAUGCUGUGGGCAAAACUUUCGAGGUCAAGAGCACUGUUCCAUUCAGCGAACCGUAUGUGAUUGACCCUGCAAAUCCUCCUCCUGAAAAGGACUAUGAAGUAUAUUUCAAAGAACUCAAAGAAGGCAUCACGGGUAAAGAGGCGUUAGAGGCAACACCUGCUCAAGUUUGAAGAUGUCGUUGAAUUAAGAAUUUCGUCUGUUUUCUUAAAUUCUGACACAGUAACCCCCACUCUGAAUGUCUAAAGUCAUCUAGAAACAUAGAUGACACUAAUGCUAAAUUUUGUAGCUGAAGAUCAGACCAAUAAAUAUUCCCAAGAACACAUUACUGUUAGGUUGGGGGAUCAUUAAACUCGAGCUAAGACACAAAUAUGUAGAUGAAAUUAGUGCUGCUGUUCAUGCCUUCGUUGGAGUUAGCCAUUACAGGACACAAGAAUUUAGUAAGAGGUUUGGUAAACCUUUUCCAGUGCAGGAGCAGCUGCCUGAUGAGUUGGUAGAGUGGUUGCUUUCAGUCAAUUCUCUAGGGUGCCUAUCUCUAUUUAACUUGAUGCUGCACACUGGGGGCUCCCUUCAGUCAAAAGCUGAGGCAGGUUUAGGAUGCCCUUGCUCCUGAUCAAGGCACAGGACAGCCCUCUGAAUUGUACUAUUGUUUCUUUA